Salvelinus fontinalis (brook trout) is the source of this 1696-nucleotide messenger RNA. RefSeq names its product GTPase IMAP family member 4-like. Gene Ontology annotation, molecular function: GTP binding. The record is from RefSeq and is a predicted model, not a curated record. The coding region runs from base 178 to 1350 and encodes 390 amino acids. The transcript is spliced from 7 exons. Lineage: Eukaryota; Metazoa; Chordata; Actinopteri; Salmoniformes; Salmonidae.
UCAUUUACUCAAGUGUUUCCUUUAUUUUGGCGGUUACCUUUAUUUCCCGUCUUACUUGUAUGAUUAGAAAAAAGGCGUGUCUCAGUGCCACACAUACUGCAUUAUAUCGCUCAUUCAGUUACAAUAAAGAACACUUUUGUUCCGACGACUCCUCAAAGUAUUUCCACGUAACGAGAGAUGGCGCUUUGGUUUUGGCCAGUAGCAUACGGACCGGGCUUACCUGUUAAUAUGGACCAGUGCGACUGCAAACCAGACAGCGAUUGUACCGCAACCUACUGUGGAGAUGGUAGCACUGGUCUGUGGUUGGACUUCAACAGUGUUUUGACAGGAGCUCUCACUGUGGUGGGCUAUCUCUUCUACAGAUUCUCACAGGCCCUCCCAGCUCUGAUAAGAUGGCCCAUCCAUCUCUUCUGCACACUCACUGGUCUGUCCUCACUGUGGGGUUGGGUGAGCCACCUGAUGGGAACUCUUCGUAGCUUACAGUACUUACUGAAGUGGCUGUCGCGUAUUUGGAGGUUUAUAGUUGCUUCAUUCUCAAAACUCAGCGGGUUCACUGUUAUCAUUCAAAACAACUCUGGUAAGUUUCUCCCUUUUCUAGUUAAUUGGGCUUCUAGUGACAGUCCCCCAGGCACAGAGCCCUUUCCCAGCCCUAUCUCCAUAGAGCCUGGGCUGAGGCUCAUCCUUAUGGGGCCUCCCGGUGGAGGUCGGACCUCCCUUGCAGACGCCCUGGUUGGCUGCAGGCUCCCUCAGGUUGGGGGGUCCCUGGGGGCUGUGAUGGAGUGUACUAAGCGGAGGGUGGUGGUGGACAGGAGAGAGCUGAUCAUAAUAGACACCCCAGACCUCCUGGGUCCAUCUCUGGGUGACAGUAAGAGAGCCUUGGAGACCCUCCGCAGCCUGCAGCUGGCCAGCCCAGGCCCGCAUGCCUUCCUGCUGGUGCUCCAGACCCCUGGAUCUGGAGAUGGGGUGGACCAGGAUGCUGCUAGUGCCACCAGGGCCCUCCUGGAGCUGGUCGGAGAGAGUGCCACAGGCCACAUCCUCAUUGUCCUCACCCAUGCAGACGGUUUGGGUCCGGGCUCCACGCUAGCCCAGCUACUGGAGGAUGAUGCUGGAGGCCUCAGAACUGCUCUGUAUCUGUGUGGUCAGAGGGCUGAGCUUGUGGACAACAACCCAGACAAGCCGGUGGAGGAGAGGAGAGAGCUGGCGAGGGGGCUGCUGGAGAGGCUGGCAGAGAUGAGGGCACUGAGGGGACACUACACCCACGAGCUGCAGAAAAGGGAGGACCAAGUCAGGGAGGAACUGCUGAUGGACAUGGCCUCUGUGUUGGCACGGAAACUGGGACAGGAGUAUUGAGAGUUGAAAAGUAAAACUUCAUUUUGGGUUUAGGUGCAUUUUGUUGACUUAUUUUUGUCAUUCUGGGUUUGUUCUUGUCUUUGGGGAAUUGAUCCUCAGGAUGUCACUGUCUCUGCAUGGAUUAUUGUUAAAUAUGUCAGUCUGAGCAUGGGCUUGUUGGGUCAAUUUGUUUUGUAACAACAAUAUCAUGUUCUUACAGUACUGCUGUUAUUGAACAAUAUUUAAUCCAUGUCAAUUUGCCUUAAUGUACACUACUUGUUUUCUUGCACACUCUUGUCUGUCUACUACAUUCCUCCCAUGGUUUCCCUUUUUUUUUCUUUAAAGUAUUAAAGUUGCUUCCAAAUAA